Molecule: messenger RNA, 1308 nt
Organism: Lentinula edodes (shiitake mushroom)
Lineage: Eukaryota; Fungi; Basidiomycota; Agaricomycetes; Agaricales; Omphalotaceae
Product: nitrilase
Exons: 8
Coding region: 144-1226 (360 amino acids)
Molecular function (GO): catalytic activity
Source: RefSeq, a predicted model, not a curated record
UCCUUGACCAGUCGGAAACUAGGAGGUGUCGAUUACUCUACUGCCUUACUGCCUCCCGGCAUUAGGGCCUUCAGCUCUUCGUAUGACUGCCUUCAUAUAAAAGUAGGCCAGUUUCGUCUUCAAUCUACCAGUUUUUCCCCAAGAUGCCUAUUACUCUUAAUCCCUCACCCGCCGACACUAGUAAAUUCAAGGUUGCCGCUGUACAAGCCGAACCCGUCUGGUUGGAUCUACAGGGCGGCGUCGAUAAGACCAUCCGCAUUAUCCAAGAAGCUGCGGCCCAGGGCGCGAAGAUCAUAGGAUUUCCUGAGUGUUUUAUUCCCGGCUAUCCGUGGACGCCAUGGGCGAACACUUUUGUCCAAGCUCAGCCCGUGCUCAAGUUGUACCAGGAAAAUUCCCUGGCCCUCCAUUCACCCGAAAUGGACCGCAUUCGGGAGGCGGUUAAAGAAGCCGACGUAAAUGUUGUUCUAGGUUUCUCGGAGCGAGAUGGCUCCUCCUUAUACAUUGCCCAAGCUACCAUCACUCAGGAUGGAAAUAUUGCAAACCAUCGUCGUAAAAUCAAGCCUACACACUACGAGAAGACCGUCUUUGGCGACGGCAGCGCACAGUCCAUUUACAACGUUGUUCAGACACCUUAUGGGCGUGUAGGUUCUCUGAAUUGCUGGGAGCAAAUUCAACCUUGGUUAAAGACCCAUUUCUACGCUCAACACCCACAAAUCUUUGUGGGCGCAUGGUGGCCAGCUUUCCCUGUUUCUUUAGGCGGAUCUCCCUAUAUAGUUUCGGGCGAAGCUUCAAGUCGUAUGACCCAGAACGUUGCGAUGGAAGGGGGUUGUUUUGGACUCGCUUGCUGUCAUGUCGUUAGCGAAGCCGGGGCAGAAAAGAUGAAGCUGACUGGGUUCCCAUGGUUCACCUUUCCGGGCGGUGGUUUUACCACAAUAUACGGGCCAGAUGGGUCUGCGUUGACUGAACCUCUUGACCCAGGGAAAGAAGCCAUUGCAAUCGCUGAGAUCUCCCUGGAUAAGAUCAAUGAAGUAAAGAUCGUAGCAGAUAUCAUGGGCAACUACUCCCGGUUCGAUCUAUUCCACACCGUUGUUGAUGGAAAAAAUUGGGCACCCGCAGAAUACGCACGUAGCGAGGAAGGGAUCGCUGCGGUGAAAAGGCAGGCAGAGAUUGAUAACAUUGGGAACAGCAAUUCUUUCGUUGCUUCAGUAGAUGUGAAAGGAAAAUGAAGCGGCCAUACUUGAUCCUAACAAUAUACAUUAGCAUGUACAUACAUACCUUUGGGCCACGUACAUAUAUGGAUACUUUCAA